This is a messenger RNA of Gongylonema pulchrum, 291 nucleotides long. The record is from the annotation of a GenBank genome assembly. NCBI's taxonomy places the organism in Eukaryota, Metazoa, Nematoda, Chromadorea, Rhabditida, Gongylonematidae.
AUGUGCGUCAAGAUUCUGCAUCCGGAGCUCAUACAUUGGGCUAUCAUUCGCCGAUUUGACAACGACCAGCAUGAUAAAAUUCAGGUAAGUUUAAGACUACGCAUACUUGAUGUACAGCUAGCUGACGAGCUAGAUGAGUAUACUGAAAUGAGUACUGGACCAGAUAAAUCGUACACUGAUUACGAAUACAGGAUAAAACAGUUCAAAUCUCAUAGCAUUCAGUCGGCCCUUCGAUUCAGUGAAGGCAAUGGUCCUGUUGUAGAAGCACUCUUGGAUACUGGGUCAGCUUAA